AUGGAGAUCUCUCCCGAACCAGCAACCAGCAAGCUGGUGCAGCAUGGAGGAGUCGAGUACAAUGUCAUCAAGGAGGGUCUGGCGCACAUUCUCAACCCAGCUGCCCAAGAGGCCGCCUCCAAGGGUACGCGCAGAGAUCUUUCCGACAAGGACGAGAGUCAAUCCGUCUUCUACAAUCCCAUCCAGCAGUUCAAUCGCGACCUCAGUGUUCUUGCCAUUCGCGCAUACAGCGAGCAUGUCGCCGAUGUCAGAAGGCAAAAAGCGGAUCAGAAAUCCAAGAGACGCUCUGCGGGCAACGGGACCACUGCCCAGGGAACCAAGCGCAAGCGCGAGGAUUCGCCUAAUGAGAAGAGCGAAAAGUCAGCACGCGCGGACGUUCCCGAGGAGACUGCUGUCACUGAUGCGUCGUUGACCGAAUCCGCGACCACUAAGCCCGAGACUGCGACAACGACAACAACGACGACGACGACGACAAGCCCUCCCUCGUCGUCUCAAUUCACGGUCCUUGAUGCGCUGUCUGCCACAGGUUUACGUGCUCUGCGAUAUGCAUCGGAGUUGCCCGUCGUGACAAAAGUGGUAGGCAACGAUCUUUCGGAAUCUGCAAUCAAGUCCAUGAAGACGAAUAUCGCCUACAACAAGCUGGAAGACCGCAUCCAGCCAAACCUUGGCGAUGCCCGUGCCUACAUGUAUCGCGCCAGCGGGGAUCCCUCCCGUAAAUUCGACGUGAUUGACCUGGACCCCUACGGCACGGCAGCUCCAUUCAUAGACGCAGCUCUGCAGGCUGUCAAGGACGGUGGUCUGUUGUGUGUCACCUGCACGGAUGCCGGUGUCUGGGCCUCGACCGGCUAUGCCGAGAAGGCAUUCUCUCUCUACGGUGGAAACCCCGUCAAGGGUCUGCAUUCGCACGAGGCUGGCCUGCGCUUGAUUUUGAACAGUCUGGCCAUGUCUGCUGCCAAGUAUGGGAUUGCAAUUGAGCCACUACUCUCACUGUCCAUCGACUUCUAUGCUCGUGUCUUUGUGCGUGUGACUCGCUCUCCAGCGCAGGUCAAAUUCCUGGCUAGCAACUCGAUGAUCGUGUAUAAUUGCGACUCGGGUUGCGGCGCAUGGUCUAUUCAGCCUCUGGCCGCAUCUCGCGAGAAGCUCGAUCGCAACGGCAACCCAGUCUACCAUUUCAAACUUGCGCAGGGACCGACGGCCAACACCUUCUGUGAGCACUGCGGACUUAAGACCCAUCUUGCCGGACCUAUGUGGGCUGGUCCGCUGCACAACCCGCAUUUUAUCCAGCGCAUAUUGGAUACUCUGCCUAAACUGGAUCCGGAGGUGUACCAGACCAUACCUCGUAUCGAGGGCAUGUUGACCACGGCCAUGGAAGAAGAUCUGGAUCUGAGUCCGACUCUGACCAAACCGAGCGCUCAGCAGCAAAACCAAAACCAAAACCAAGCCCAACCCCAACAAACAAAAGAAUCCUCCAACCCAGAAAACUCGACCCAGUCAGAACCACACCAAAACGAAUACCCAGCGAUCAUCCCCCGAAUCAACCCGGCUCUCCACGAGCCAUACCCCUUCUACUUCUCUCUCAGCGCUCUCUCCAAAGUCCUGCACUGCUCCACCGUCCCUCAAGACGAGUUCCGCGGCGCCCUUCGCUCCGUCGGAUACCGCUCAACUCGCAGCCAUGCCAAGCCCAAUUCCAUCCGCACGGAUGCCCCCUGGGCCGUCAUCUGGGAAAUCAUGCGCGAAUGGGUCCGCCAACACUCUCCCGUCAAAGAAUCCUCACUGAAACCCGGCACCGCAGGCGCGGUCAUCAUGGCCAAGAGUCGUGAGAAUCUGCGCAAAGGUCCCAUCGCCCAGCCCAAUCCCUCCGGCGAAGACCGUCAGGACCCCUGGCUCGCACAGUUAAAGAAUGACCUCCUGGCUGCUGUCCAGUCCGGCAGAGACAUCACUGACCUUGUCACCAAGGUCGAGGCCUCUCUAUACCGAUCUGGUCCCCGACAGUCUUUAGUAUCGCCGCCUCAACAGCAGCAGCAGCAAGAUUCCCCCGAAAAAGACCAACCCGUCCCAACCACUCAACCCACAUCUCAACCACAACCCUCCUCUCACCCCAGCACCCUGAACGUCAAAUUUGACGCCGCCCUCGGCCGCGAAGCCUCAGCCGCCCAUUCCAAGAAACGUCUCGUGCGGUAUCAGAUCAAUCCGCGCGCGAACUGGGGACCGCUGAAUCGAGCCGCUAUCAAGUUGCGGAGCGGUGGGGCCGACGAGAGUGCCAGUGCCGGUACCAGUGGUUGA
Messenger RNA from Penicillium diatomitis, 2283 nucleotides. Its product is annotated as tRNA (guanine26-N2)-dimethyltransferase. Gene Ontology annotation, cellular component: nucleus. Bases 1 to 2283 code for a protein of 760 amino acids. The record is from RefSeq and is a predicted model, not a curated record. Lineage: Eukaryota; Fungi; Ascomycota; Eurotiomycetes; Eurotiales; Aspergillaceae. Gene Ontology annotation, molecular function: RNA binding. The transcript has a single exon. Gene Ontology annotation, biological process: tRNA N2-guanine methylation.